Messenger RNA from Schistocerca nitens (vagrant locust), 732 nucleotides. RefSeq lists its product as uncharacterized. The transcript has a single exon. The record is from RefSeq and is a predicted model, not a curated record. Bases 1 to 732 code for a protein of 243 amino acids. Lineage: Eukaryota; Metazoa; Arthropoda; Insecta; Orthoptera; Acrididae.
AUGCAGGGAUCACCUACAUGCCCUCACUCCACAGGAUCCAGCUCUAUAAAGGGAUCACUUACAUGCCCUCACCCUACAGGAUCCAGCUCUAUGCAGGGAUCACCUACAAGCCCUCACCCCACAGGAUCCAGCUCUAUAAAGGGGUCACUUACAUGCCCUCACCCCACACGAUCCAGCUCUAUGCAGGGAUCACCCACAUGCCCUCACCCCACAGGAUCCAGCUCUAUAAAGGGAUCACUUACAUGCACUCACCCCACAGGAUCCAGCUCUAUGCAGGGUUCACCUACAUGCCCUCACCCCACAGGAUCCAGCUCUAUGCAGGGAUCACCUACAUGCCCUCACCCCACAGGAUCCAGCUCUUUAAAGGGAUCACCUACAUGCCCUCACCCCACAGGAUCCAGCUCUAUAAAGGGAUCACUUACAUGCCCUCACCCCACAGGAUCCAGCUCUAUGCGGGGAUCACCUACAUGCCCUCACCCCACAGGAUCCAAUUCCAUAAAGGGAUCACUUACAUGCCCUCACCCCACAGGAUCCAGCUCUAUAAAGGAAUCACUUACAUGCCCUCACCCCACAGGAUCCAGCUCUAUGCAGGGAUCACCUACAUGCCCUCACCCCACAGGAUCCAGCUCUAAGCAGGGAUCACCUACAUGCCCUCUCCCCACAGGAUCCAGCUCUAUAAAGGGAUCACUUACAUGCCCUCACCCCGCAGGAUCCAGCUCUAUGCAGGGAUAA